UAUGUAUGUAUGUCAUUCGCCGAGAUUUUACUGCCGAAAUAAAAUUUGAAAUAUUUUUAGGCAUAUUAAAAAGAAUCUCUUUUUAAGUUAAGUAAAUAGUAAUAUUAUUUCGGUUUUGUUACAAAAUUAUUACAAGACUCAGAACUCAAAUUCGAAAUCAAAAUCGAAUUCGGUACAAAACAAAUCACAAAUCAAAAAAAAGACAAUUAAAGAAUUUAGAAAAAAUUGUAAAUAAAUAAAUUUAUACUCCAUAAAUCUGAAAAAAAAACUAUCAAAAUUUCGCAGUAUAGUAGUUGUGCUGUACCAACAAAACCAAAAAUAAUGGCGAACACAAUAGAAAAUCUGUUGUACUGCUUAAGAAGUAUCCUCAUUAAAAUAACACUGGGCCCGAUAUCUUUCGUAUUUCUUGAACUAUCAAAAUUUGUGCUAGUGCUGGCGUUGGCCUUCUGGAUAACGGUUGGAAUUUUUAUGAUGUGGGAAAGCAUAAUGCCUGAAGCGGCAAGUCGUCUCUCGGCUGCAGCCGCCGCUGUUGUCGCCAAUUCGAGUGGUCUUAUGCCCAGUGACGAAGGCCAGGAUAAUGCUAAUGAGUCGAGCAGUUAUCCCUUUGUUGUAGAUUUGCCAAAAACUGAAUCGUUGUCUUUGGAGAAACAUAUUAUAGAUGAAACAUUGCUCCAAAAAGUGGCGUCAGAAGGGAAAAGUCCAAGUAUACUUAAGAGUGAAGCUCCAGCCGUUAAUAGCGUUACAGAAGAAACUAAAGAUGAAAUUAAAAUUGAAAUUAGCAAAGCUGAAGUGGUGUCUGCAGAAGCUGUUGUCUCCAAACAACCUUCCACAGCAAUGGGAAGUGAAGCUGGUGACUCAGAUAAACUAAUUGAAUGAAGAAAAGGUUAACUUAAUUUUUAUCAAUAUUCUAUUAUCAGACAGAAGCAGAAAACGUGAAAAAAGAAUUUAAUUUUGUUUGGUGGAACUGAAUUUUUGGUGAACUCUUUAAAAAGUUCGAUAAUAAAAGUCUAGGAAUAUAAAUGUAUAAA
Bactrocera oleae (olive fruit fly) is the source of this 1028-nucleotide messenger RNA. RefSeq lists its product as uncharacterized. NCBI's taxonomy places the organism in Eukaryota, Metazoa, Arthropoda, Insecta, Diptera, Tephritidae. The record is from RefSeq and is a predicted model, not a curated record.